Messenger RNA from Sycon ciliatum, 3158 nucleotides. RefSeq names its product NADPH:adrenodoxin oxidoreductase, mitochondrial-like. The transcript has 14 exons. Lineage: Eukaryota; Metazoa; Porifera; Calcarea; Leucosolenida; Sycettidae. The record is from RefSeq and is a predicted model, not a curated record. Gene Ontology annotation, biological process: ubiquinone biosynthetic process. Gene Ontology annotation, cellular component: mitochondrion. The coding region runs from base 46 to 1575 and encodes 509 amino acids.
GGGAUUUGUUGGGCCUGUUUUCAGUAUUCAUGAAAGUUUUUCUCAAUGAAAUAUGCAUCCCAGUCUGUCGAUAUGAAUUUUCCUGGGCUUUCGUGCGGAUUGCGUCGGUGUGGAAGGGCGGCAUGGCGCGUGAAAGCUGUGAACCAACGCCUCCUUCAUGUCUGCGUUGUGGGCUCGGGACCAGCGGGAUUCUACACUGCUCAACACCUUCUCAAGAAAGGAUCUCCUGAUGUCAACGUGGACAUUGUUGACAAGCUGCCAGUACCGUUUGGAUUAGUGCGCUAUGGCGUAGCUCCACAUCAUCAGGAUGUAAAGAACGUCACGAACCAGUUCACGGAACUGGCCAAGUCUGAACGGUGCACCUUCCUAGGCAAUGUCUGUGUUGGAGAUGAUAUCACCAUUGCCUCUCUCCGCCGACUGUAUGAUGUCGUUGUGUUGGCAUACGGAGCUAGUGAAGAUCGGAAACUUGGCGUCCCUGGCGAGGACCUGGCUGGCGUUGUGUCCGCGCGCGACUUUGUCGGCUGGUACAACGGUUUGCCGGAACACAGAGAGCUGUCAAUCGAUUUGAGCUCAGAGACAGCGGUUAUAUUUGGAUUAGGGAAUGUGGCCAUGGAUGUGGCAAUGAUGCUUCUAUCGCCUAUCUCUUUUCUUGAGAAAACAGACAUAUCGGAGCACGCAUUGGAACAGCUCAGGAAGAGCAACGUAAAGAAGGUCUACCUGGUCGGACGCCGCGGUCCACUACAGGCUGCGUUCACCAUCAAGGAAUGCAGAGAGCUGAUACGCCUAGCGGACUGUCGACCUCGCUUCUCAACGGCGGACUUUGAGCAUCUCACCGAGCAAGAAAUGGCCAAGCUGGAACGUCCUCGCAAACGCCUUACAAAGUUACUGCACGACACGGCCAUGAUUGCACCAUCUGAAUCUGAGCAACAGCGCCGAAAUCAAGCAGCGAAAGAAUUUGAAAUGCUCUUCUGUCGAUCUCCUGUGGAGGUGGUUGCUGAUGUUGAUGGAGCCAAAGCAUCUGGAGUAAAGCUUGAAGUUAAUAGGAUUCAGGAUGGCAAGGCGGUUGCCACGGGAGAAUUUGAAACACUGAAUUGUGGACUGGUGUUUCGCAGUAUCGGUUAUCGAGGUGUCGGUCUUGAUCCCGAGUCAGACGAGCUGUUACAGUUUGAUGAGCGCAGCGGUGUAGUUCCUAACAACUCCGGUAGAACGCAAUGUCCUGGUGUGUAUUGCAGUGGCUGGAUCAAGCAUGGUCCCAGCGGCACCAUAGUCGAUACCCUACAGGACGCGCUGGAGACUGCUGAUACCAUUCUGUAUGAUAUCAAUCAGAAGAAGGACGGCAUCAGUAGUGAACAUGGUACUAGCACCGACCAUGAGAGUGCUCCGAACACGUCAACAGCCUCCGAUAGUCUACUCAAGAUGAUGGAGCAGAAAGGCGUUCAAGUCGUCACUUUCUCCGACUGGGAGCGUAUCAACGCAGUGGAAGUGGAGCGUGGGCAGGUGAUUGGCAAGCCACGUGAGAAGGUGGUCGACGUUGACGAAAUGCUGGCCAUUGCACGAGGGGCGGCGGACAGAUGAGGAUUGUUGGAGACUUGCUCUUCAAGCUGUGAUUUAUGCAGCGUACGAUAGCUGCUAGUCACUGUGAACAACUGAGUACACACUGUGAUGGCCGGUGGUGACGGCAACAUUACCUCAAUCCUCACUAGCCUAGCCAUCUUGCCAGCUCUUGUUUCAGAUCCGAUGUGCAGGCGGGCCCGUUGCUGUGUGCUGCGUUGCCUGUCUACAAGUUGUCAUCGUGUAGGUAGGCCCGAUGCUGUGUGUUGCGUUGCCUCAGCCUGUCUAUGAGUUGUCACCAUGCGGGCAGGCCCCGGUGCUGUGCGCUGCAUUGCCUCUCUAUGAGUUGUCACCGUGCGAGCGGGCCCGAUGUUGUGCGCUAUGUUGCCUGUCUAUGAGUUGUCACGAUGCUGGUCCACCUGUGCAGCCCCAUUAUGCCGGUAGCAGUGACUGUAUGCUGGUGCAUGGUGUGAUGCAGUGGACACUCUCUCAGAGAAUGCAUGGUGAUAUUCUGCUAGCUCCCGAUGGUGGCAUCGUGCUGCACGCCACAUUGGCUUUCCCGCAAUUGUCGGAAAGUUCAUGCAGACUAUUCUGGGUGUAAACUGUAUAGUAUUGUGGUGCUUGUUGUGCGUUGCGUCAUGCCAUGGAACGUUAGUUUUUCGCCAAGCUGUCACACCCCGCGUUGUCGUACUGUAGUCCUCUGCGCAUCAGCAGGAUCGUGUUCCGCAUGGACAGAUGGAUGGUACGCCAAAAGCUAGUCGCUACCGUCAUCGUUGUUGUCUGGACUACCUGUAAGAGAAUACAAGUAUCUGUUUGUCGCAAACGCUACUGUUCGUUGAUGGCGGUAUUUGCGUAGAACUCAACAAGUAUCUGGUUCUCUCAGCUCCCAGUGCUCACGACCGCGCUCGCAAGCGUGUGUGUGUGCCCAGUUUUUCACAGUGACUGGUGCCCAUGUAAGUAGCUACACUGCUUGCAUCAGCCAGUGUGUAUUGCUGGCUGCUGUGUAUCAGGUGUAUUGAUGAGUCUGACACACUAUCAGUAUCACCACCGCAUGCGUCAUGCAUGUGUUCAUCACCUGUGUUCUGCGUAGUCUGCAGGGACAACACUGAGGGUAUGAGCAUUGCCCAGUUUAUAACAUUCAUUGAUGGGAUUAUCCUUUUUUUCCUUUACUGAAUCCGUUCACAACAAUAACAGUCCGAUUGUCUGUUUGUCUGUUUCUUUUUCACGUGUUUCUAACCUGACUUCCCGUUCCAUUCAUGGCUUCACCAUUCCACCAUUGUCCUCCUUUCCUUUCUCUGCUGGCGCAUUGCUUACUUUUCCCCAUGCAUAUAAUUAUUAUGCUUUCCUCCCAAUUAUUUGGUGCGCCUGCCAUUCGAAGACGCCGAGACCUCUGGUUGGUUGUAGUGAGCAUGGCAGGCCCCACCAGCACCAUCUCACCCAAAGCUAGCCCCAUGCUAGCCCCAUGCUAGUCCCAUGCUAGCCCCAUGCUAGUCCCAUGCUAGCCCCAUGCUAGUCCCAUGCUAGCCCCAUGCUAGCCCCAUGUGACUGCUGGGGAGUUGUGUAUCUUGUAAAAAAAAUAAAACUUCAAAACAUUGCCAUGCCAUCUA